AUGGAUCUCGACUUCGACACAACAUGGUGCCCCGUCUGCUCAAGGCAGAUCGUCCCCAAGCGCAUCCACGUCCCAAUCCAACCGCCACAACCACCACCGCUACCCAGCUCGCCCACAUCAGAGCCUAAAAUGCAGGACGCGGACACCAACGUUCGCCUCACUCGCAACAAGACCGGCACCAUUCGCGCCAAGGGCGGCGGCCUCGUACACGGCACAGGUCGUGUCAAGCCCAACGGCACUAUCAGACGCUCCGACAGGGACGCCGCAAAGAAGCCCCCCUCUCCUACCGCAGCUGCUCCACCAGCACCAGCACCAGCCCCUACGCGCACUGGCCCCGUCCGUCACCGCACAAUUAUCGACCAGUCCCCCAUUCCUCUCUACUGCUCCGACGAGUGUCGCCUCGCCGACCUCCAGUCUAACCAUGGCGCACUCGACAUCGACUAUCACCCAGACCGAUGUCUCUCGCCGACCCUUCCCCCGGUUCCCCAUAACUCCUACUCUGAAUUCUCUCUGCCAGACGAGAGCGACUCCGCCAGCGGCGGCUCGCUCGACUCUCGCUCGUCGAUCGCGUGCUCUCCCCCAGAGUCCGUCGACAACAACCCUUCGCCACCCGCAUACCCCGUUCCCGAGAAUUACGCAAGACUGCAAGCCGUCUACGACCUCCCGCCGUUGCCGCCGCCUCCACCACUCUUGCGCGCGGAGAGCACCUCUUCGGAGGCCUCCGUCUCCUCGAACGACUACCAGUCCGGCGUCAUGAUGGCCGCGCGCCGCAUCAAGGCCGCGCUCUGCCAGCCCAAGCAGAACCUGCCGUCCUGGAGCGUCCCGCCGCCGCGCAAGCCCAUUCCCGGCUGGACCGACGGCUCGAACGCGUGGCGCGCGAGCGUGUACAGCUUCGCCGCGCCCUCCGACACGCCGGUGCGCAUCGAGGACGAGGACGGCCCGAAGGCGUACAAGUCCUUCGUCGCGAGCUCCCACCGCUCGCGCGGCGUGUUCUCGACGAUGUCGGGGUCGCCCGACGACUACGUGAAGAAGCCGUCCUCGGCGUCGCUCCCGGCGCCCCCGCCACCGCGCACGCAGUCCACGGCGGAGGAGCUGUAUGCGAAGUACCCGAUGAACUUUGUCCGCCGCACCGACUCGCGCGGCACCAUGGCGCACGCCUCUGCGAGCCCCAACGGCUCUGUGCGGUCACUCCCCGCCUCGUCGUCGUCGGUGCGCCGGCGCGAGUUCCCCCUCGUCAUGCCCGGCGCCGAAGGCCGCCUUCUCGUCCCGAACGUGAAGAUGUCGCGCACGGCGUCGAACCUGACCGUGUCUAGCAGCAGCGAGGCGCCCAGCAGCUACGGCAGCUACGGGUACCCAGGUGUCGCGGCGCGCACGAUGAAGCGCAGCCCGCUCAGCCGGCAGAAUAGCGACGCGAGCUUCGACACUGCGGACAGCCAGAGCGCCGUGGACGACGAGGAGGAGACUGCUCGCCGCGCGCGGGCGUCGCCAUCGCCGGUGCGGAAGCGCCAGCCGCCGAUGCGGUCGUGGAGCUAUAAUGCGGAUACCUUGACGUACCCUAUCCUCCAGCUGCCGAAGAUGGAGAAGCGCAUCGAGAAGCGAGUGGUCGACGGCGUCGAACGCGAGGUCGAGGUCGAGGUCGAGGUGAUUCAGCCCUUGAAGAGGCUGUUCCUCUUCCCCGGCAAGGACGUACCUGCUUAG
Molecule: messenger RNA, 1698 nt
Organism: Sparassis crispa
Lineage: Eukaryota; Fungi; Basidiomycota; Agaricomycetes; Polyporales; Sparassidaceae
Exons: 3
Coding region: 1-1698 (565 amino acids)
Source: RefSeq, a predicted model, not a curated record